GCAAGAGCAUAACAGUCAUCCAGACAACUCUGUCACAGACACAGCAUUCGCAUCGAUUGAAAGCAAACGCAGCAUGUACAACGAGGAGCCAAUUUCAAGCUUUGUGUUCAACAACGAGGGAGAAAAACAAACCUUCCGCCAUCAGUGGCAUGUGGAGGGACAGUUGCAUGAGUGCACCACCUGCUACAGCAGCAUCGAUGCGGAUGAGCCGCCCAGCCAGCACUGGCUGCGACGUGGCGAGGAGCAGCGGCCGCAGCUCACCAAGCAACAGCAGGCGGUAUUGGACAUCAUCGAGGCGCGUCAAAUAGAGACAUUCUUCUUUUGCGACGAGAGUGCGCAGCAUAAGCUGGAACAGUUUAUGGCCGAGACCUGCUCCAGGGCGGUGCCGGAGCUGUUGCGCUGGAUGUUUCACAAUGGUACGCAGCGUUUGGAGUUCAAUGUGGCGUGCUAUGUACAUGUCCAGAACCAGGUACACAUCUUUCAGAGCGGCACACUGGGCGUUCAGCAUCACUAUGACAUUGAGGAGAGCGUGAGUGUUGUCUACGAGCUGCUUACACAGCGCAUUCAGAACUAUCUCAGCAGCAGCCAUGACGUAAGCCUCGACGAAUGCAGCAUAACACGCAUACGUGUCCAGCUGAAGCGGCAGCGUGAGGACAGCGAAUCUACGGGCUCGCCAUCCUUGGCUCUGCCAUUGCCGCUGCAGCUGCGCCAGGAAACGGCUGCACGCGGCAGCCUCACCAGCGAGGCCGACUUGGCCAGUUUGCGGGCGGCAUAUGUUAAGCAUCAGCGCGAGUGCAACGGCUAUUUUCCGCCCAACAUGCGCGUCAAUCUGUACGGACUGCAGCAGUGCCAGACCACCAAGGAGUUGUAUGUGGUGCCCUAUCACAUAAGUGAGACGCUGCAGCAGCGGUCCAACAAGAGUUUCCUCAUACUGAACGACAUCAUGGGCCAGUUUCAGCGACUGCACGAGCUGCAAACCCCAAUGUCGCCCAAUAAUAGCCGAUCCCGUACACGUCCCUUCCAGUGUCGCCGCUGUCGAGCUCCGCUGAAGAGCCGCAGCCGUCUGCAUAUUCAUCAGCAAUUGCGCUGCGGCCAGGACUUUAGCUUGGACAGCAUUCAUCCGGACAUUGUGGAAGUCUACGAGCAGUGCCUGCCCAUUUCGCGCAGCAUUUCCCUCUACACCUGCUACGGCAUUACCAAACCCAAAACGGUCAUAAGAAAGGGCCAAUAUGUGCCCAUCGAGUGCGAUUGGCGCCGCAAGAGCUCCGUUCAGGUGCAGCACGGGCCCUGUGUAGUCAUUAGCAAUGCACAGCUCAGUAGUCCCUGUAAAUACACAUAGUUAAGUCAUAUCAAUAAAUCAAUUCAAUUUUAAGCAAA
Molecule: messenger RNA, 1377 nt
Organism: Drosophila virilis
Lineage: Eukaryota; Metazoa; Arthropoda; Insecta; Diptera; Drosophilidae
Product: protein terminus
Source: RefSeq, a predicted model, not a curated record